Humulus lupulus (European hop) is the source of this 1470-nucleotide messenger RNA. RefSeq lists its product as uncharacterized. The record is from RefSeq and is a predicted model, not a curated record. The coding region runs from base 1 to 1470 and encodes 489 amino acids. Lineage: Eukaryota; Viridiplantae; Streptophyta; Magnoliopsida; Rosales; Cannabaceae. The transcript has a single exon.
AUGGAUUGUUGUAGUAUAGGAAGUUGGAAUGUUAGGGGGUUGAAUAAUAAAGGUAAGCAAGAGUCUGUGUCAGAAUUUUGCAAUGUGAAUAAAAUUGGAGUUGGGGGUUUGUUAGAAACUAAGCUAAAAGGGAAUAAAGUUCAGGAGUUGAUGGACAAAAAAUUUGCUAGUUGGGAGUUCUAUAAUAGUCCUAUUGUUGAGGGCAGGUUGUUGAUUAUAUGGAGGAAGAGCUUUGUUAGAGUUUUGGUAAUUGCUGAAUUUGCGCAGCAUGUUCAUUGUGUGGUUAAAAUGGCUGGUCAAGUUAAUGCUUUCUGUCUCACUUUUGUUUAUGGUUUUAAUGCUAUUGAAGACAGGAAGAUUCUAUGGCAAAAUCUGGUGCAGCUCAAUUUUCCUGUGUCUCCUUGGUUAAUUCUUGGGCAUUUUAACUCAGUCUUUUAUGUUGAUGACAGAAAUGGAGGGAAUCCCAUUUCACAUACUGAAAUGGUUGACUCUAAUCUUUGGUUAGCCCAAUCUAAUGUUGUAGCUCUCAAAAGAUUUGGUUCGAAUUUUACUUGGACUAAUAACCAAGUUGGCUCUAGUCGAAUUUUCUCCAAGAUUGAUCAUGCAUUUGUCAAUGAGGAGUGGCAUGAUUUCUUUCCUAACACAGCAGCUCGGUUUAGUUGGGAAGCAAUAUCAGAUCAUUGUUCUUGUGUAGUAUCAGCUUCAGCUACAGAGACAAUUGGUAUCAAACCUUUUCGGUUUUAUAAUUUCUGGGCUGAUCAUCAUGACUUCAAGACCAUUGUGGAGCAGAGUUGGAAGAGGCCAGUGACUUCUAGAGGGCUAAAAGGGAUAUACAUAAAACUAAUGAGAGUUAAGCAUUGCCUCAAGAAGUUUAAUCAUGAAGUGAUUGGAGAUAUUGGGAAAAGAUUUCAGGAUGCGAAAUCUAGUUACAGUGAGGCUAAAUUUCAAGCUCAAGCUCAUCCUAGAGACAAGACUUACCAGGAUCUUGAAGCAAUUGCAGCUGCUAAAUUUGAUUUGCAAGAGAAAAUGUAUCAUAAGUUUCUCAGCCAGAGAAGUAAAAUCACCUGGCUGCAAAAAGGAGAUUCCAAUACAUCAUACUUUCAUGCGUGUCUGAAGAAGAGAAGAAUGGAAAAUAGAAUUACAUCUUUCAUGACAGAACAAGGUUUGAUUAAUGAUAAAUUUUCUGAUGUUGUGGAGCAUUUUCUCAAUAAUUUCCGAAGCUAUAUGGGCAGCAAUAGUUCUGUUAGUUCCAGAAUGAAUCUGAGCUGUAUUGAGCAGGGAACUAAACUUUCUUUAGACCAACAAGUAGGUCUGCUGAAGCCGUUUUCUAUUUUUGAAAUAAAGAAAACGAUGUUUAGCAUUCCUGAUACUAAAUCACCAGGUCCUGAUGGAUUUGGGUCUGGUUUUCUCAAGAGUAUGUGGCCUGUUAUUGGGGGAGAAGUCUGUGCUGCAGUUGCUAAUUUUUUUUAG